This is a messenger RNA of Lytechinus variegatus (green sea urchin), 2586 nucleotides long. RefSeq lists its product as uncharacterized. Gene Ontology annotation, cellular component: secretory granule membrane. Gene Ontology annotation, biological process: exocytosis. The transcript has 3 exons. The record is from RefSeq and is a predicted model, not a curated record. NCBI's taxonomy places the organism in Eukaryota, Metazoa, Echinodermata, Echinoidea, Temnopleuroida, Toxopneustidae. The coding region runs from base 177 to 977 and encodes 266 amino acids.
AAUAGACGAGUCGUCGUUCCUGGAAGACUUGUGGUUGACCCAGAAACCAUCUGAUCAACAGCUUCGUCUACAGAGUGAAUUGAGAUUCAUUUGAUACUCUAGCCUACAUUAGAUCCAGCCAGACUUACAUACAUCAACCAGAUUUAACGUCGUACUGUGAUUGGAAAGAUCUGAGUAUGGCUUUCAAGCUAAUUAUCACUCUGCUUGGACUGAGUCUCACUGGUCUUGUUGUUGGACGUUGCCCUCAACCCGAAGCUCUCCCGUACAAAGUACAAACGAAUGCGGGGAACAAAUUCCUUUGUGCGCGCCUCUAUGAUCACGGUCACAGAGACAAACUGUUAUCAUGCACUGGAGGCACGUGGGAUGUUCUCAACGGGGAGACCUAUCCGGGUAGAUCUCGUGAUGGGUGGAAUGACCGCGUUUCUUCGCUGGUUGUACGACCGGGUUGCACUUUGACUGCCUACAAAGACGGCCAAUUUAGCGGACCUAUCAUGAGAUAUACCGGCAGUAAACCUCAUCUUGGAGGUUGGACCAAUUAUAUGUCUUCGUGGACAUGCGAUUGUCCCUACACUGACGCUCCGUUGAACUGUAGACCGGAAGAUAGGGUUCUUACGAUGAAAAUUUGCCACAAUCCCGAUUCCUUGACCAUGUCGUGUCAGUAUUCUGUACAAAAAGGCAUGGUUUUAGGAAGGUCUGUCACUGAAGGAGCGAGUGUGUCUACUACCGUAGAAGUAUCGGUGGGAGCCGUCUUUAAGGAGAUUUUCUCAGUUGGGUUGUCGGUGUCAACUACUACAACGCAUGACUGGUCGAGGAGUCAGAGCGAGGAGUUCAGCGAGGUCACUACUCACACAGUUACUUGUACGGUUCCAGGCGGUCGUCGCGUGGCAGUGAAACAAGUCGUCGGCGUAUGUGGGGACACAAAAGUGUUCAGCAAUGAGUAUAGGUGUGAAGUAUUAGAUGCUACCAAUGAGGGAUAAAUGAAAACACCUGGACAGAUGGGACCGGUGACGAAGCCAAUCUGACAAGAAUAUCAUGAAUAUACGAAAGUAGUGCAUUGUUCGGCGUAUCAACUGAUCAGUACACAUCAAAAUGCGAUUCGUUGUAUGAGUGCUCAAAUUUUACAUUAACUUGUAUUUGGUUUAAAUAGUCUUCCUUAAGUUUGGUAAACUGGUCGAUUCAGACAUUAUGUCUUUCUCCUUUUCAAAUAUUUGACAUAAAAUAAUUUCCGUUAGAUUCCUCUGUUUUUUUAUUGGUACUCGAAAAUUGACUCCAUAAGUAUUUAUCUUGUAUGGGAUGUUUUGAAUGAGCUUUUAAAAUUCACAUGAUUCAAAUCAACUGUAUGUGAUCUUAACGUGGUAAUCAUUCGUCUGUUGAACUUAAGAUGGGUUCUCUGGUAUCGUUCUUAAUAGCAAUUUGAUCUUCCAACAGUAGAAUUACGACAAGAAGCUUAUUGAAAAUAGAGUAAUUUAAUCAUACACUUCAUAUUGCCAAAAUAGGUAAAGUCGUAAUGUUGAAUAGAAAACUAGACAUACAUGACAUAAGAGUUUCUUUGACGCCAAUUUUUUACCGGAUUACUUUUUUUCACCAAGUCUGGUCAAUGUGCUCAUGAUACUUGACUGAACCCCGUAGCUCUCUGUCUCCUCUCUCUCUACACAUACACCCGUACACCGUCACCCCCUCACACUGACACAGGUCUCAUCACACACACACACGUGCACCCACCCACUCCCACACACAUUCAACGCACCCCCACACACAUUGUUUUUCAACAUUUUUUUUACAAGCAGAACGUGAUUAUUAUGAUAUUUGAUUUGAGACCAUUAAUGAAAUUAAAACCAAGAUCAUUCAACGCAUUAUCAAGUACUCCACUAUAUUUCGAAAAUAUUAGUCACCCCCUCCCAUUUCUGCAUGGUUUGAAAGAUGAUAAAAGUCAAGCAUUUUAAUACAUCCAGGUAAGGGGCUCAGAAAUUCUUACUCUUUAUUCAUGUUAUAAUAAAUACCAUUAACUUGAUACAGGAUUGUUCUUUUUUAAAGCAACAACUUACUAUUUUUUCAAAUAAUGAAUUUACCUCCAUUUAAAAUUGCAUGAGUUUCCUGAUAUAGAUAAUAACUAUGUGGUAUGUUGAGGUUGUAAUAUUUUAAAUGCGUCUUCACGAUGCUAUUCAUUUUCUUUAAAUAUGUUUUCCUACGUUUAAUAAAAGUAAUUUCCAGUCGGUAAAUAUCCAAUUUGAUUUACGGCUUUGUAUACAUCAGUCAUUCCAUUAAGCAUUAAUAAGUGAUGAUUUCAUUUCUUGUGUUUAAUGUAAUUCCUCUUAGUACUGCUUCUGUUUCAUCUCGAACAGUUACAUUGUCAUAUCAAUCUCUUCCUUGCGAAUCAUGAAUUCAACUUCUCCUUUAUUCAACUUUAAACCAAUUCGUUGCUUUAUUUACCCUGGAAGAUAUUUACUAAUAAUUAACAGUGCUUUGGUCAGUAACUCUAUGAUCACUUUGAAUAUUAUUCUCAAUCGGAGAAUUCUGAUGUUCAUCGCUUGUUAUUUAUGGUGGAAGGUAUUAUAAUAAAAAAAUCAAUCAUUGAUUUAUCAAUAU